Molecule: messenger RNA, 1471 nt
Organism: Pseudocercospora fijiensis CIRAD86
Lineage: Eukaryota; Fungi; Ascomycota; Dothideomycetes; Mycosphaerellales; Mycosphaerellaceae
Exons: 3
Coding region: 7-1416 (469 amino acids)
Biological process (GO): amino acid transmembrane transport
Cellular component (GO): membrane
Molecular function (GO): amino acid transmembrane transporter activity
Source: RefSeq, a predicted model, not a curated record
GGUGAAAUGGCAACCUGGUUGCCUGCUGCUGGCGGCUUUGCUGUCUAUGCCUCUCGAUUUGUUGAUCCUGCUCUGGGCUUCUCGCUCGGAUACACAUACUGGUUUAAAUAUAUCAUCACCACUCCCAACCAACUCACCGCAGCAGCGCUUGUCAUACAGUAUUGGCUGCCCGCAGAAAAGGUCAACCCCGGCGUCUGGAUUACCGUGUUCCUGGUAGUCAUCAUAACGAUCAAUGUGCUCGGCAUCAAGUACUUCGGAGAACUCGAGUUCUGGCUCUCAUCCGUCAAGGUCCUGGUCAUCAUCGGCCUGAUCAUUCUCUCGCUCGUCAUUGCCCUCGGAGGCGCCGAUGGCGAUCGCAGAGGCUUCAGAUACUGGAGCGACCCAGGAGCUUUCAAGGAAUACGUUGGCAAAGGCGAUAUUGGACGCUUCACGGCAGUCUGGCAGAGCAUGGUCACUGCAGUUUUUGCCUAUCUCGGAACGGAGCUGGUCGGCGUGACUGUUGGAGAGGCACAAAACCCGCGCAAGAACAUCCCUCGCGCCAUCAAGCUUACCUUCUGGCGCAUUGCCAUCUUCUACGUCGUCUCCGUCAUCCUUCUUGGCAUGACUGUUCCAUACAACAGCGACCUGCUUGCCUUCGCCACCAAAUCGUCGACCUCUGCUGCAGCCUCGCCCUUCGUGGUUGCUAUCAAGCUCGCCGGAAUCGACGUCCUACCGGGAUUCAUCAACGGCUGCAUUCUCAUAUUCGUGUUCAGCGCAUCCAACUCCGACCUGUACAUUGCCUCACGUACCCUUCACGGCUUGGCCUUGAAGAACCACGCUCCUGACUUCCUGGCCAUUACCAACAAACGCGGUGUCCCAUAUUACGCCCUCGGACUCUCGUCUCUGAUCUGCUGCAUCGCCUUCAUGAACGUAUCGACCUCGUCCAAGACAGUCUUUGGCUAUUUCGUCAACCUGGUCUCCAUUUUCGGACUCCUCACCUGGAUCUCCAUUCUGGUCUCGCACAUCUAUUUCGUCAAGGCCAGACGCGCACAAGGUGUUCCAGACGACAGCAGCCAGCUUCGAUACAAGUCGCCCUUUGGCCUGUGGGGAAGCUAUGUCGCUCUCGCAUUCUGCUGUCUUAUCGCCUUGACCAAGAACUUCACCGUUUUUGUGCCGAGUCCAUCCAGCUACGGCAACUUCGACUACAAGAACUUUAUCACUGGCUACCUCGGAAUCCCGCUCUACCUCAUCAUGAUCGCCGGUUACAAGUUCAUCAAGAAGACUCACGGCGUCAAGCCACACGAGGCUGAUCUAUGGACUGAUAAAGAUAUCAUUGAUGCCGAUGAACAGGAGUGGCUCGCGAAGGAAGCUGCUGAUAGAGCCAACGGCCGCGAUGGCUCAUGGCUGUACAGGCACUCAAUUGGCUACAUUUUCUAGAUAGAUAGCCCUUUCGAAAGCUCAUUGUGCUUGCCAUGGAAGGCACGUGUGAAGC